This is a messenger RNA of Bufo bufo (common toad), 4921 nucleotides long. RefSeq names its product ADAM metallopeptidase domain 12 (gene ADAM12). NCBI's taxonomy places the organism in Eukaryota, Metazoa, Chordata, Amphibia, Anura, Bufonidae. Gene Ontology annotation, biological process: proteolysis. The record is from RefSeq and is a predicted model, not a curated record. Bases 73 to 2811 code for a protein of 912 amino acids. Gene Ontology annotation, molecular function: metalloendopeptidase activity. The transcript has 23 exons.
CCCCUGUAAGUGUAUAUUAUGGUGCUGUUCUCUGCAGCCAGCUGAUGAAAGCCGUGCCUCAGUCAGGAUACAAUGUCAGAGGGGCUCAAGGCAAAACACGGCUCCUCGCUCGCGCCGCAGACCUUCAUCCCGCUGAUGUGUCUUAGCUGGGUUUUAAUUUCUUCCAGAGCACAAGGAGAGAAUGUGGACUGUAAUUUGGGAUCGUCUAGGAAACAGACAGAAAAGGAAGACUGCGGACAUUAUGAAAUAAUAGUCCCUCAUCUUUUGAAUGGUGAACAGUGGAAGCCGAUAGGUACCAUCUUUCCCAAGGGUCAUGCAUCAGCACUGAAAUUCCUGCUGAGAUCUAAAGAGGGAGAACUGCUGCUGAAUGUGGAAAGAAAUGAGGGAUUGUUUGCUAGGAACUUCACUACAACCCACUACAUGGAAGAUGGGACUGCUGUGAUCACGGCGCACAACCACACGGAUCGCUGCUACUAUCACGGAGAGGUAGAGGGAUAUUCUGGCUCAUCUGUCAGUUUAAGCGUCUGCUCUGGUCUCAGGGGAUUAAUUACACUUGAAAACCAAGCAUAUGUCCUGGAGCCACAGGCUAAUUCUACAAGCAACCAUCUCUUCUACAAAGCCGAACAUCUCAAGCUGGCUCCUGGAUCCUGUAGCCAACAUUUUAACCUCUCAGGCGUUUCUCUAAAUGACACGUUGCCGUUCUCAGAAGAUUUUUUACAGCGGCACAAAAGAGACACCUCAAAGAUCACCAAGUAUGUGGAGCUCGUUAUUGUGGCUGAUAAUCGCGAGUUUCAGAGGCAGGGGAAAGAUGUGGAGAGAGUUAAACACAGGCUGCUGGAAAUGGCCAACUACGUGGAUAAGUUUUUCAGGCAACUAAAUAUCCGGGUAGCUCUGGUUGGUGUUGAAAUCUGGAGUGAUGAAGAUAAAUGCGCCAUAACCCAAGAUCCUUUUACCAGCCUUCAUGAGUUCCUGGACUGGAGAAAACUGACAUUACUACCUCAGAAGCCCCAUGACAAUGCACAGCUAGUAAGCGGGGUGCAUUUCCAGGGUACCACCAUUGGCAUGGCACCAAUCAUGAGUAUGUGCACAGCAGACAAAUCAGGUGGAGUAGUUAUGGACUAUUCGGAUAACCCACUCGGAGGGGCUGUAACGCUCGCUCAUGAGCUAGGACAUAAUUUUGGGAUGAACCAUGACACGAUGGAGAGAGGAUGCAACUGCAAAGGAUAUGACAAGGGAGGCUGCAUCAUGACCCCGUCCACUGCAUACCCAUUCCCAACAGUGUUCAGCAGCUGCAGCAAGAAAGACUUGGACACCAGCCUGGAAAAGGGAGUGGGCAUGUGUCUGUAUAACAUGCCUGAAGUCACAGAAUCAUUUGGAGAACAGAAGUGUGGAAAUGGAUAUGUGGAAGAAGGAGAACAGUGUGAUUGCGGAGAACCAGACGAAUGUACAAACCCUUGCUGCAAUGCCAGCACGUGCCUUCUCUCUCCGGGAGCCCUGUGCGCUCAUGGACUCUGCUGUGAAGACUGCAAGCUGAAACCCGGUGGGACUCCUUGCCGAGAUGCCAGUAACUUCUGUGAUCUACCGGAGUUCUGCACAGGAGCCAGCGCACACUGCCCGGCUAACGUCUAUCUACACGAUGGUCACCCUUGUUACACGCUGGAUGGAUACUGCUAUAGCGGCAUGUGUCAGACUCAUGAACAGCAAUGUAUCACACUGUGGGGUCAAGGUGCGAAGCCCGCCCCAGGUAUUUGCUUUGAGAGAGUGAACUCUGCAGGAGAUCCCUAUGGAAACUGCGGGAAAGACAAUGCUAGAUCUUUUAUGAAGUGUGAAAGCCGAGAUGCUAAGUGUGGAAAAAUACAGUGUCAAGGUGGCGCAAGUCGACCCGUAAUUGGCACCAAUGCUGUCUCCAUAGAAACCAACAUCCCCCUGCAAGAAGGCGGAAAAAUUUUGUGUCGCGGUACCCAUGUAUAUCUGGGGGAUGACAUGCCAGACCCAGGGCUAGUACUGGCUGGGACAAAGUGCGGACAUGGAAAAAUUUGUCUCAAUCGUCAGUGUCAGAACAUCAGCGUAUUUGGCGUCCACGACUGUGCAGCUCAAUGCCACGGAAACGGAGUUUGUAAUAAUAAGAAGAAUUGUCACUGUGAAGCUGAAUGGGCACCUCCAUAUUGUGACAGGCCAGGUUAUGGUGGUAGUGUGGACAGUGGACCUGUAAGAGUUUCAGAUCACAGAGGUUUAGUGAUUGGAGUGCUGGUGACGAUCUUCUGUAUAAUGGCUGCUGCCUUCAUCCUAUACCUCAAAAGAAGGACUGUAUUUAGAUGGAUUUUUGCAAAUAAGAAGACCACCAUAGAAAAAUUAAGGUCAGCGAGUCCAUCAAGAGCCGGCCGCUCAAAUGAAGUUAAUCAAGAAUAUAGCGCAAAGCUGUGCAAACAGUCCUCGCAGGUCCAGGAGAACGGAAAACUGCACAGACUACAUUGUUAUCCACCGGUGGACAUUAGUUAUCCAAUAGGAAUACUUGAAUCCCCUGAGAGCAAUGUCCACCAGAAACCACAAUGUCCACCUUAUCCCAUCCAGAAAAACGUGCCUGCUCGACCUCUUCCAGCAAAACCAUCUCUCCGAAACAUGCAGGGAUCGCACAUACCCAGCCCUCCGCAGAAGCCACUGCCGGCAGAUCCUUUGAAUAAGAAUACCCGGUCGGAUGGUGCCUCCAGCUCCAUGUAUGAUCAAGGAGCCGUGCCUCAGAUCACUCCUGUGAGACCCGCUCCGAAGGUCCCACCACAUCGACCCAUCUUUAAGCCGGCCCACCUGAAGUGAGGAGCCAAGGCCUUGUGUGAAGUUUGCACUACGCUCUGACACAAGUUGGAGUCUGUUUACUGAGUCAACUGAACUUUAUAAAAUUUCCUAAAACUGUAAAAGACGUAUCCUACAAAAGGACUGAGCUGUCGCCUUUGGUGCUAUGCUGUAUGUAGUUGCUCAGGUACUUGUAAAUUAUUAAUUUAUGUCGAAUAUUUAGUACAGUGCAGUGCAUUGCACUAGGUAUAUUUAACCAAAGAUGACUUUCCAAAGAAGGGAAAUAUUUUUCUAACGUCUAGUACACUUGAAAUAUUUUACCAUUUUCUAGUAUACUGUAUGGAAGGAGGUCUUCAUAUGUAGGCGUCAAUAAGCACGGUCAGAACUGGAGGUUUUGUUUGUAAAAUCUGCACUCUUUUUACCAUUUUUAAGCAUUUACAGUGAGCAUUUAGUCAAUAAAGCAUUUGGUAGAGACAAGUAUAUUGCUGUAUGUUACAAUGUAUCAACCGCUAUGUCAGUCUGUAUUUAAUAUGCUAUAAUUCCAGUGGUGGAGCGACACGUUUCACGAGCUGGUGAGGUGCUAUGGCAAUGAUUGUACCUGCAACGUCUGCGCUGACUGUAGGCAGAAGCUCCUUGCACUAUUGUCAAUACAUCCAGGAGGAAAUAUCAACUUUUGAAUACAAUUUAAUUUUUUCAAUCCAUAUAGGUUCAACAUUUUUUAUAUAUAUCUUUAUCCUGGUCGGUGCAGUGUUUUCCUGAUACAGAGCUCCAAAUCCCCUGCAUAGACAUAGAUCUGAUAGAUAACAUUCCCGGCUUCCAGUGGCCACCACUAGAGGGAGCACUUGAGUAUUCUGCAUACUAACUAUAUAUAAAACUAAAUAAAACAGCAUGCAAUAAGCUUCCUCUAGUGGCAGACAGCCGGAAGGUUGAAAUCAGACCUAUUUACAAAAGAAUUGCUUUCUGCAAACCCCCCCCCCAGCCUAGAAUAAACAAAGGGGGAAGCUUAACUUUAAGGGUGCCUGUACUCCUUGCAGCUAAUCCAUUAGGACCACACUUGGAUCACCACUAAUUUCCAUUCUUCAUCUGUACAUGAAGCUCAGUAGUUGUCAUCUAAAUGCAGAAACUGAAGAUCAGCUACAACAUCUGUGGGUGCCUGACACUUUGCGGAUUCCCAAACUGAAAAAUGGCAGCGUAAUACAGUAUCAGCAAAGUGCAUUCGUUUUUCAAAAUCUCAUGCACAAUUUAGCUUUUUUUCGCUCCAUGCAAUUUUGAAAAAUCAGCAGCUUGUCAACUCUUUGUGCUCAUUUCACCUUUUUCAACGCAAGGUUAAAAUGUGCUGCAAAACCACAUCAAAUCCGCGAGGAAUUUCUGCAAGACAGCCAGCACCUACCUGUGUGCAGGUAGCCUAAAGGAUGGUUACAUUGUUGCAAUAAAAUGCAUCUAAAAUAAAAUAAAAAAGUUGCUUUGAUCAAAAAUAUCUUAGCUCCGAUGUAUACCUAUAUGUCUCCAUGGUUACAGACUAUAGAUAAACCCUGUGUGCAGUCUCUCUGGAAGUAACACAUGACUAAAGAAUCAGACUACAAACAAAGGUUUAUUUGCAGUCUGUAAUUAGGACGACACAUAGCUCUGCAUUGGAGCUGCAUACACAUAAGGGUGCAAAGUUAUUUUAGAUGCACUGGAGCCAAUAAAAAAAAAGGCUGCAAAGGUAUACAUAGUCACAGCUAAUUGUUACUAUUCUUCAUUUGAGGAUUUAGAGAACUGAAACGAUGACACAAAAAAGGUGCUAAAUAAAAUUCUGGUGGAUUUGGUGAAGUUGACAUUAUGCCACCAAUAAGUCCACGUCACUAGCCUUCAUCUCUAUUACAACAGAGAUAAUGUUUACAGAGGAUAACCGACAAUGCAUCAGUGAAUGCACGCUGCGGUCUAUCCAAUCUCCUCACCACAAGGACUCAAAGUGACACGUAAGUGCCUGGAAGAUCUGAUAUCUGCUGCCUGGGAGUCAAAUCUCAUCAGCCCCAUUCACACUUAAGGCCUCCUGUGCGCUCCGUGGCCGUAUUGCAGACCGCAUUUGCGGAUCCGCAAUACACGGGCACCGUUCCGUCGGCAUUCCGCAUCACGGAUUGCGGACCCAUUC